UGCCGGGGCGGGAUCUGACGCGUCCGGAUCCGCCCUGAUGUCCCGGUGACAGCACGGACAAGAUGGCGGCCAGCUGGGAAGUGAAGUGAGGAUGUCAACAUCAUUUCUUCAGUUCAAACAAGUCGGGAUUUUCACCACCCACCGCCUCGAUCAAUCCGCGAUAUAGUUCAUGUUCCGUGCGUCUGUUUUAGGAGCCGAAACCGGGGCAUUUUUACGCAAACGCACGCAUGUUUUUGCGCUAUGUUUUGGAAAUCCGUUUGCGCAAAGAGGACCAUCAACUCUCGACGAGCGAUCUGGCCUGCGUGAACCUCCAAACCCCACUCCAGGGGUCAUCAAAAAGAGCCUUUCAACAUCCGAUCGCACGCUACAUCGACUGAAACUCUGCGAUCGGUCCGAUCGACGCUGUUUUGAUUGGCGUUUGCGGUGAUUUCCGCGAGGAAGAGCAGCGGUUCUCAUUAAAGCUGCGGAAGUGGAGGAGAGGUUUUCACGCCAGUCAUCUUUCAGAUGCACUUUCUGUCCAGUGGAUGCUCUUUGCUCCAUUUAUCCAGCUGUAAAACAUCUAAGACCGCAUUAAACUCGGGCAAACGGGAUCCAGGGGUGCAUUAGCUGUAUUUUGUCCGGAAACCGUGUUUUUUGCUGACUUGCUGGCCAGUUUUAGUGGUUAAAGUUACGCCAUGGCUCAUUCUCCAGUGCAGGGCAGUCUGCCUGGGAUGCAGAAUUUAAAAGCAGAUCCUGAGGAGUUGUUCACUAAGCUGGAGAGAAUCGGUAAGGGUUCGUUUGGAGAAGUGUUUAAGGGCAUCGACAAUCGCACACAGAAAGUUGUGGCCAUCAAGAACAUCGAUCUGGAAGAGGCUGAAGAUGAGAUUGAAGACAUUCAGCAGGAAAUCACAGUGUUAAGCCAGUGCGACAGUCCCUUUGUCACCAAAUACUACGGUUCCUACCUAAAGCACACCUUUGGGCCCUCUGAGGGGUUCCCAGACCCCACUGCAAAUGUAUUAUUGUCAGAGCAAGGGGAGGUGAAGCUGGCAGAUUUCGGUGUGGCCGGUCAGCUCACAGACACGCAGAUCAAACGCAACACGUUUGUGGGCACACCCUUCUGGAUGGCCCCAGAGGUCAUCAAACAGUCUGCCUAUGACUCAAAGGCUGACAUUUGGUCAUUAGGCAUCACGGCGAUUGAGCUGGCUAAAGGAGAGCCGCCCCACUCCGAUCUUCACCCCAUGAAGGUGCUGUUCCUCAUUCCAAAGAACAACCCCCCUACACUGGAGGGCAGCUACUGCAAACCUCUGAAAGAGUUUGUCGAGGCCUGUCUAAACAAAGAGCCCAGUUUUAGACCGACAGCCAAAGAGUUGCUGAAACACAAGCUCAUCGUGCGCUAUGCGAAGAAAACAUCCUAUCUGACAGAGCUCAUCGACAGAUACAAGCGCUGGAAGGCCGAACAGUCCCGAGCGGAGUCCAGCUCCGAUGAAUCUGACUCGGAACCGGAUGGCCAGGCGUCCGGUGGGAAUGACUUUGGCAGUGAUGAUUGGAUCUUCACCAUUCGAGAGAAAGACCCCAAAAAGCUGCAGAACGGCGCCGGUCCAACAGGAGAGGAGGAGCCCAAUAAGAGGCCUCUGUCCCAGAGUCUGUCCACUGUCAUCACUCCAGUCUUAACUGAGGUAAGACAUAUCCAUCACCACCACAGCUGA
Messenger RNA from Sinocyclocheilus grahami, 1685 nucleotides. Its product is annotated as serine/threonine-protein kinase 24-like. The record is from RefSeq and is a predicted model, not a curated record. The transcript has 8 exons. The coding region runs from base 675 to 1685 and encodes 336 amino acids. NCBI's taxonomy places the organism in Eukaryota, Metazoa, Chordata, Actinopteri, Cypriniformes, Cyprinidae. Gene Ontology annotation, molecular function: protein serine/threonine kinase activity; ATP binding. Gene Ontology annotation, biological process: negative regulation of cell migration; protein phosphorylation. Gene Ontology annotation, cellular component: cytoplasm; Golgi apparatus.